AUGGAAAUGUCUUCCUUCGUCCGCCUCCAUCACCUACCCUGCCGCCGACCGCACGCUCCCACCAACGUCCGGUUCCGCGCGGCCGCCGCCACCGCGACCUGCCGGUGGCCGCGCCUUCCCGGCGUCGCCGCUCCUCCCAUCCGCCUCCGCGCCACGGGCGCGGCGCGGCAGUUUGAUGAACACGAGUCGUCGUCGUCCCGCGGGGUAAAGGAGGAGGAGGAGGACAAGCAGCAGCCGCGCCUCAAGAUCGCCGUGGUGGGGUUCGGCAACUACGGCCAGUUCUUGGCGCGCACGCUGGUGGCGCAGGGGCACACCGUCCUGGCCCACUCCCGCUCCGACUACUCCGCCCCCGCGGCGUCCAUCGGCGCGCGCUUCUUCCCCGACCCGCACGACCUCUGCGAGUGCCACCCGGAUGUCGUGCUCCUCGCGACCUCCAUCCUCUCCGCGGAGGCCGUCGUCCGCUCGCUCCCCGUGCACCGCCUCCGCCGCGACACCCUCUUCGCCGACGUGCUCUCCGUGAAGGAGUUCCCCAAGAACCUCCUCCUCGGCGCCCUCCCUGAGGAGUUCGACAUUAUCUGCACGCACCCCAUGUUCGGCCCGGAGUCCGCGCGCGACGGCUGGGCCGGCCUCCCGUUCGUGUUCGACCGGGUCCGCGUCGGCGACUGUCCUGCUCGCCGCGCGCGCGCCGAGGCGUUCCUUGACGUGUUCGCGCGCGAAGGGUGCCGCAUGGUGGAGAUGUCCUGCGCCGAGCACGACGCGCACGCCGCCGAGACGCAGUUCCUCACCCACACCGUCGGGCGGACGCUGGCGCUGCUGGAGCUCCAGCCGACGCCCAUCAGCACCAAGGGGUACGAGACGCUGCUCCGGCUGGUGGACAACACCUGCAGCGACAGCUUCGACCUCUACAACGGCCUCUUCAUGUACAACAAGAACGCCACCGAGCUGCUCCACCGCCUCGAAUGGGCCAUGGACGCCGUCAAGAAGAGGCUCUUUGAUGGCCUCCACGACGUGCUCCGGAAGCAGCUCUUCGACUUCGAGGGCUCGGCGGAUCCCACCGAGGUGGUGGUGGAUGAUGAUGAUCUUGACACCGACAACGACGAGUCGGUAGAAUAAUUGAUCGCACCGCUCAGUGCCAUGUCGAUCUCUCGCGGUCCCCUUCUCAUCUUCCAUGUUGGAUCUUAUCCUGGCGGCCAAUGUUGGAGACGAUCGAGCGCACGGUAGUCUUGAUGCGUAAGAUCGACGAUGCUAGCUUAUUCAUAGAUCAUUGACGUGAA
Molecule: messenger RNA, 1274 nt
Organism: Phragmites australis (common reed)
Lineage: Eukaryota; Viridiplantae; Streptophyta; Magnoliopsida; Poales; Poaceae
Product: arogenate dehydrogenase 2, chloroplastic-like
Exons: 1
Coding region: 1-1113 (370 amino acids)
Biological process (GO): L-tyrosine biosynthetic process
Molecular function (GO): prephenate dehydrogenase (NADP+) activity; prephenate dehydrogenase (NAD+) activity; arogenate dehydrogenase (NADP+) activity
Source: RefSeq, a predicted model, not a curated record